AAUUUGUUCGCGCUGACCGUACAUGUGUGAUGUAAAAAGACUAGGGGACAGCAACGGGACCAUAGAGGACAUAAUUUGAAUGAGAAAAAAACCUAUUUCGAUGAAGUGGAGCUAGAUUGAAGUGAUGAUCGUUAUUGCUUGUUGCAGUGUGGAUAUUUUUCUAGUCCCAUUUUCUUGGGGUUGGUGUUCGAUGUAUGUUCAUUCAGAUGAAAUUAGAAUUGGAGAACAGAUCGUCCUGUGAUAGUUGAAUCAGCACAUACUGAGAAUUAGGUAAGCGUUGUCUGGAAACAGCAGCCAUGGAUUUCAUUCUCAGCGGAACGGCUGCUUGUGGGGCUUGCCUUUUCACGAACCCACUUGAAGUUGUGAAGACUCGUAUGCAAUUGCAAGGCGAGCUGAAAAGCCGGGGCUCAUACCAAGUGUAUUAUCGCAAUGUAUUCCAUGCCUUCUACACUAUUGGUAAAGUUGACGGAAUCGCCGGGCUACAGAAGGGGCUGGCCCCGGGGUUACUGUAUCAGUUUUUCAUGAAUGGUGUCCGGCUAGGCUCGUACGCAUUCAUUGAGUCUUCAGGCUACAUCCACACGGACGGAAGAGUCAGUGCAGCCAAGAGUACCGUGGCUGGAGCAGUCGCCGGCGUAGUGGGAGCAGUCAUGGGAAGUCCGAUCUAUUUGGUAAAGACUCACCUUCAGAGCCAGGCCACCUCUUCCAUUGCAGUAGGACACCAGUACAAACACCGGGGGAUGUUCCACGCCUUCGCGGGCAUCCACCGGGAGCACGGCAUUCUGGGGCUGUGGAGGGGUUCGAGUGCAGCAGUGCCCAGGGUCAGCGUGGGGUCAGCCGCCCAGCUCUGUACCUUCUCUUCUUCCAAAGAAUUAAUCACUGACCUGCAGGUGUUUGCAGAGGGCAGCUGGCUUAUAGCGCUGAGCGCUGGAAUGAUGAGCAGUGUGGUGGUGGUGCUGGCUAUGACGCCCUUCGACGUGGUCAGCACGCGUCUGUACAACCAGCCGGUGGAUCAGCUGGGCCAGGGGAAGAUUUAUAGGGGAUUUUCAGACUGCUUCUCCAAGACCCUGAAGAAAGAAGGAUUGACUGGGCUAUAUAAGGGCAUUGGGGCCUCCUACUUUCGUUUGGGGCCCCACACCAUCCUGUCUUUACUGUUUUGGAAUGAGCUGCGCAAGCUCUACCAGCCUUACAGGUAGCACAGACAUGCAAAACUGCUCAGAUUGGAAUGCAAGCUAUUUUCCAAGGCCCAUGUUGAAAAUCCAGAAUAUCAAGUAUGAGGAUAAAAAAAUAAUGGUUAAGAUAAUCAACCAAUCAUGCCCUCAAAGACUGGAGUUUUGUACAAAAUCUUUAGAGUUUUAUAUUUGGCUAGCUUAACAGAAACUAGAAACUUGGAACUUUCAGGAUUAAAAAAAAAUAUUAUUUGGUUUAUGUUUUUUUCUCAUCCUUUUUUAAUUGGCUCACCACCACCCUCCCUUGAUGGAGGAGUUUUAUUUAUAUAAUGACAAUAUUUUGCAUAUACUGUAUGUACGUAUCAAAGGGGUGAAGCUGCUGCUCAGAACAUCAAGAUAUCAACAUUUACAGUCAACAAAAAAAAACAGAAACACUAUUGUCUUUUUAUGGAGCCCAACAACAAGGGUUUCCGUAAACAAUGUUUUUUGUUUUUGACUGGUUCAGACAGUGCAAUGAAGUUUAUUUUAGAUAUUUAUAGAAGCUUCUGAUGACCUGCCAGAUUUAAAAUGGCUGAUAUAUGGGGCUAUUGGUGAUUUUUUUUACAGGACUUUCAGAAAUCAGCAUUUUUUAAUUGCAGCCCAUUACAUUUUGUGUUUUACAAUUUUAUUAGUGUGUAAAAAAGCUGACAUUUUAAUUGUUUAUUAUUAUUAUUAUUAUUAUUAUUAUUAUAAUAAUAAUAAUAAUAAUAAUAAUAAUUUAUUAAUAGAAUUUAUAAAAUUGACAGUCAAACACACUCCACUAAUAUUUGCUGUUUAUCUCUGCAACCGAUGUAGCUCCUGCUUUAUUGCUCAAUAGCUCGACAUUUUCUGGAAAUAGGAAACACUUACUCAGUAAUGUUACCACAACUCUCUGGUUCUUGGAAAUUGAAUGCUUGUGCCACUUGAGAAUUCAGAAUAAACUACUUGUAUGAUAUAAAUAUGUAUAUUUAUACUUCAUAACUGUGAACUAAAUUGAAUCACUUAAACUGAAAUAAUGUUUAAAAACUCCAAAAAAUGAACUAAGAUAUAAUUGUAAGCCAUGGAGUGUAGCUGUUAGAGCUCUUACAUGACACCUUUGAUAUACAACAGAGGUAAUAAAAUGGGGAUGACAGCUGUCGUUUCUCUAAUCAAAAACAGUUAUACAUGAGAAAAGUCACUAUCACAGCUAAAGGAUUAAAAUAUGAAGGACUAAUUCUAUUUAACUGAAAAUAUUCUGAUUGUACAGGGGUUUCCGAGUGAAUCAAACAUUUUUUCCCUCAAAAAUGUGCAGUAUUGGCUGUUUCCAGUUGUUUCCUUGACUUCACUGCGUUGUCCUUUCCAAAUUCCUUGUUGUGCUCCCUGGUAUCCUCUGGGGAAUUAAAACCAGGGAUGAUAAAACAUAGAUCUUGGAGCAUGCAUUGGACGAGAUUCAGGAAUACACCUUGGACAGGCUGCUGAUCUAUCAUAGGGCACACACACCAUUCACUCACACACUCAUACCUAUGGGCAAUUUAGAGUUUUCAGUUAGCCACCUGCAUGUCUUUGUACUGUGGGACGAAACCGGAGUACCCAGAGGAAACCCACGCAGACAUGAGGAGAACAUGAAAAUUCCACACAGAAAGGCCCCAGUCAGAAUUUGAACCCAGUGCUACCCACUGCACAGCUGUCUUAUCCCUAUUUUAUUAUUCCUUUGCAAUCUAUGUACAACAGAGAUACUUUUCUGCAGUUUAUACCAAUUGAGCCACAAUGAAAAGUGAUUUCCUCUGGUCACAAUAUUAUUUACGUUACUGUUCAGGUAAAAUAUUUAUAUGCUAUAAAUAUUUAUUUUAUUAUUAAAUAGAGAUUGCCCACAAAUGCAAAAUUACUUAAAAUAAUUAAAAUGAUUAUCACAAAAGACAUAAUUUAUUAUUAAAAUAUUAAUACAUUUAAUAAAAAUAUAUUUAAAAUUCUGAAAUAAGGUAGUUCAAAAAUAUUUGAGUCUUUACAAUUUUAAACUCAAAUCAGUCAGAAUGAAUCCUACCGUAAAUGACACUCCAGAAUGUUUGGCCUCAUGUUAUAUAUUUAAACUAAAUCUUCUUUUCUAAAUAAAGAGCUUCUAGUAUAGCUAGACGUCCCUGGUGCUAAGAAGUAUGUGUAAAAUCAUUUGAUUUGUAUUCUUGCAUUUAAUAAAUUUAUCUUAUUUGA
This is a messenger RNA of Anguilla rostrata (American eel), 3368 nucleotides long. It is a transcript of the gene slc25a35, whose product is annotated as solute carrier family 25 member 35. The coding region runs from base 297 to 1193 and encodes 298 amino acids. The transcript has 5 exons. The record is from RefSeq and is a predicted model, not a curated record. NCBI's taxonomy places the organism in Eukaryota, Metazoa, Chordata, Actinopteri, Anguilliformes, Anguillidae.